AAAAUGGCGCUUAGACAGUAUAUUAACGAUUUACUUGAACAACCAAACGAGAACCUUGAAAUAAUGAAACAUGAAUGGGCUCGUUUCAGGUCGUUCGAAAAUUUCCCCAUGGCCUCUUCAAUGAGUCCAUUGAAAUUAGCUCAAAGUGGAUUUUAUUAUUUAGGUCAUGGGGAAGAGGUUAAAUGUGCUUUUUGUGGUCUUACCCUAUCUGCUACACAGAGACAUGUAUCGAUUCAUGAAACUCACAACCGCUUGAGCCCUGGUUGCAGGUUUGUAAACGGUCAAACGUUCUCAAACGUCCCGAUUUUGCACGGCGAGCCUGAGAAUCCUGCUACAGAGGUAAGCCAUUCUUGUACACAGGAGUCUCAGGCGGCAAGGGACACAACCAGCGGCCACAGCAGUGGAGCCUUGGAUCCGACAGCAGAACGGUACUCAUUUACAAAUAUGAGCAAAUACACGCAGUACGCUUCGAGGGAGGCUCGUAUAUUGACCUUUCAGCUUUGGGGGUACAACCCCAUUGUGACCCCAGAUGAUCUCGCAGAUGCGGGCCUUUUUCAUACAGGCGAAGAUGACUGUGUCCGAUGCUAUCAUUGCGGUGGAGGAAUGAAGAACUGGGAACCCGGGGACCAUCCUCUCACUGAGCAUGCGAACUGGUUUCCACACUGUGAGUUUAUCAAGAUGAAAUCAGCAGCUUUAGCGAGAUCUGGUGGCCAAAAUGGGUCAUCGUCAGAUGCCGAUGAAACCCGACAUCAAAAAGCAAGCACAAGCGAAUGCCUUAGAACAUCUGACAGACACAACAACACACGGCUUGAACAACACAGCAACACACGGUCUGAACAACACAACAACCCACGGUCUGACCAAUACAGCAACAUACUUUCUGAACAACACAGCAACACACAAUCUGAACACCGCAACCCACGGUCUGAACAUCACAGCAGCCCACGGCCUGAACAUCACAGCAACCCACGGUCUGAACAUCACAGCAGCCCACAGCCUGAACAUCACAGCAACCAACGGUCUGAACAUCACAGCAGCCCACGGCCUGAACAUCACAACAACCCACGGUCUGAACAUCACAGCAACCUACGGUCUGAACAACACAGCAACCUACGGUCUGAACAUCACAACAACACACCGUCUGAACACAACGACAGCAGACUGUAUGAACUGAACGAAAUCACACGAUCUGAACUCAACAGCUCCCAGUCUGAUCACAACAACACACAAUCUGAACAGGCUUCAACUAGGAAUAAGAAACCAUGCCAUAGAGGAGUGCAGAAAGAGAACGAUGCGUUGAAGCAACAGAUGAUGUGUAAAAUAUGUAUGGACAAAGAUGCCACAAUAGUGUUCUUGCCCUGUGGGCACAUGGUGGCCUGUGUGGACUGUGCACAUGCUCUAAGAAAAUGCCCCAUUUGUAGACAUGUUAUUAAAGGGGCUGUUAGAGCAUUUAAAACUUGAUAUGUGUGAUAAGUGUUAUAUUUUAUAGUGUUAUAUAAUUUUGGUACAAUAUCAAUUUGAUCAUUGAAUUUUGAUCAUUGCAAUAGAUGCAAAAGUGCAAUACAUUUACUCGUACGUGUAUUAUACUUGAGUUUGAACUCAUACAGAGCUUCAUUUAAUACAUCCAAUGAUGCUUUAACUGAAUUCAAAUCGUUAUGUUCAAUUUCAAGAAAUAUGUAUAUUUGCCAAUUUAACACCUAUGCUCAAGCUAUCACGGUGUUGGAAACAGGUGAAGAAUGAUGAUAAUAUCAUUUAAACCCAUUAGUUAGUCUUGUAGGCAGGGGAUGUAAUGUGUCAUAAGGUGUCCAAUACACGAGUCGUUUGGCUUACGCUGAUCCAGUCUUACUUUGGUAUCUCUCGAAAAGGUUUGUGUAUGAGAAAAACAAUAUGUAAAAACGAUAUAUAAACGAAACCACAAACAAGAAAUUGUGUUCCCGAAAGGACUAAAUUAAACCUUAUAACGUCUGGAACUAAUUUACUAUCUGCAAAAACUUUAUCUAUAAUGAAUCUCCGUUCAUUUAUCGAUAAACAGCAAGCUUAUUUGUGGAUCGAUUACCUUAAAUGCCGAAGUAGCCAAUUUGUCACAAUAACGCAUUUUCAGAAUCCACUUGAUUUGGCAUUGUUUGAUCGAUUACCUUAUCGUAAUUUAAGCUUUAAAUGUUGAUUUUAUCUUGUAAUUUAAAUUUCCUGAAGGCCAUCCGGGGAGAAUGACAUCCAUUUUAAAAUCUAUGACACAUUUUACCGAUAUAGUUGAAGAAAAUAAUGCAAAAAAG
Molecule: messenger RNA, 2273 nt
Organism: Mya arenaria
Lineage: Eukaryota; Metazoa; Mollusca; Bivalvia; Myida; Myidae
Product: baculoviral IAP repeat-containing protein 7-B-like
Exons: 2
Coding region: 4-1461 (485 amino acids)
Biological process (GO): negative regulation of apoptotic process; regulation of cell cycle; positive regulation of protein ubiquitination
Cellular component (GO): nucleus; cytoplasm
Molecular function (GO): cysteine-type endopeptidase inhibitor activity involved in apoptotic process; ubiquitin protein ligase activity
Source: RefSeq, a predicted model, not a curated record